AUGUACAUUCGAGACCGGCGACCCGGACGACGUCCGAUCGCUCGCCAAUUCCAGUCAGGAGCGGCGCUAGAAGUCUUCGAAGUGUCAACACCACGCAAGAAGUCUAAGCAAGAUGUCAGAGCGGGAGGUGUCUCAUCGAGCGGCACACCGCCAGUUGCACCCGACCUCCUGGCUCAAUUCCAGGACCUGUUUGAUGGCAUUCCCUUCGAGCAUAAUCCGGAGGACCUCCGGAACUUCCUCGCUCUGUAUGACUUGUAUGUGAUUGGUCCGACCUUUGCCCCCAGCUUCCGCAGUGCCUUCCAGCGCGCAUUCUUCAGCGGGCCGGAUCUGGUCAGGGACACUUACCCUGCCGUACAAGCAGUCAUGCGCGUGGCACGUCAGUUGGCUCCGAAACCUCAACUCGGAGAUGGAGUGGUGAGAAGCGCCAGUGCGAUGGAGACGCUUCGGACGACAAUCGUCAAAGACGCUGGGGAGGCGUUCUCGAUCGUUGCAUUGGGCCAGUGUUUGGCAGCAUUCGAUCUUAUGACCUCUGCCUCUGGAGUGGACCUAAUUCUGCAGUACUCUUUGUCGUCCGCGCUUCCAUUCUAUGACAAUUUAUCAACAGACCCUUACACUGAUCCAGUGUUGAUCACAUCCAUCUUUUGGAAUACUAUUUUGUCUCUAAUCAAGGGCAAGAUGCCGGUCAUUCGCUACCAAGCGCACAAGCCGUGUGUUGUUGACCGGAUCGCCGGUAUAUGCACGCCUCUGCUUCCAAUAUUGCAUGACUUAUGCCGCGCGAACGUCAAGGCUAGGUCAGGGACGCUGCACGACGAAGGCAAGGCCAGACUCAAGGCCAUCGAAUAUGAGUUGACCAGAUGGACUCCUCCCUGCAUUCAGCUGGAAAGCUCAUACACUGCUGACGAGGCUGUCAUAAUGAAAGGACAAGCGGUUUUGUAUCGCAGCGCCGCUCUUCUUGUGCUCCACAGGAUCGAUCACCCCUUCAGCCAGCAUGACGGCGUUGCCAGAGCCCUCGCAGACACAAUCUUAGUCGAUUUCAAAAGCCACUCACAGUUAUUGAACAACGACGGAAGCCUUCAACAUGUCUCCUUCCCACUCCUCAUGGCCGCUCUGGAGCUUGAGGAUUUCCCGCACUCACUAUGGGAGACACAAGGACUUCUCAAUGCAACACAGGCAUGCAAAGAGCAACUCCAUGCUUUCAUCGCGUACAUCUGGACCGAGAGGAGGUCUGGGUCUGCUAGAUUCCUUUCGGACAUCGUUGAGAACGGGCCAGACUUCGUGAUAACUCCGUGA
Molecule: messenger RNA, 1290 nt
Organism: Cyphellophora attinorum
Lineage: Eukaryota; Fungi; Ascomycota; Eurotiomycetes; Chaetothyriales; Cyphellophoraceae
Exons: 2
Coding region: 1-1290 (429 amino acids)
Source: RefSeq, a predicted model, not a curated record